This is a messenger RNA of Numida meleagris (helmeted guineafowl), 1838 nucleotides long. Its product is annotated as coagulation factor X-like. Gene Ontology annotation, biological process: proteolysis. NCBI's taxonomy places the organism in Eukaryota, Metazoa, Chordata, Aves, Galliformes, Numididae. The transcript has 5 exons. Gene Ontology annotation, molecular function: serine-type endopeptidase activity. The record is from RefSeq and is a predicted model, not a curated record. Bases 103 to 1140 code for a protein of 345 amino acids.
UUCUCCUGAGUUAAUGACCUUUGCUUUGCAGUGCUUCUUAUUUAGCAGCUGCCCCAGAGCCCUGCAGAGAAACCAGAGAGGGACGCCGAGUGAGCUCACAGGAUGGCAGUGAUGGGUCACCGUCGGGCUGUGUGGCUUCUUCCCAUUGUCCUCCUUUUCCUUCAGAUGCUGCAAACAGUCAUGCCAAGUACAUGCAAGGUCAACAAUGGGAACUGCGCACAGUUCUGCAAAGAGGAAGAUGAAGGAGUGGUAUGUUCCUGUGUUUCUGGCUAUGCUCUGGAUGAUGACAACAAAACCUGUGUUCCUGUAGUCAAGUUCCCAUGUGGUAAACUUAAGAGGAAUUAUGAAGUGGAUCGAGAAAAGGUUACAAGUCCAGAAGCUCAUCUUGAAAAUGAGGAAACCACCGAGGCUCCAAGCAACCACCCUGAGGUAGUAGAGGAGGCUGGCAGUGUACCCAGCAUCUGCCCAUGGCAGGCUGUUCUAGUACAGGAGCACGGUGGAUGGUUUUGUGGGGGAACAAUUCUGAAUGAGUAUUUUAUACUUACUGCAGCUCAUUGCGUUAACAGUUCCACGAAAUUACGGGUUCUUGUUGGGGUGGUGGACAGAGGAAAGGAAGAGCCAAGAACUGCGUUCCACACAGUGGAAAACGUAAUUUCAAAUCCUGAAUUUAAUUUUGAAACCUAUGAUAGUGACAUAGCCCUCAUCAAAUUAAGGGAACCUAUCACAUUUUCUGAGGAUGUUGUCCCAGCGUGCCUUCCAGAAGAAGACUUUGCUAAUGAUGUUCUGAUGAACCAAACAUUUGGAAUUGUCAGUGGCUUUGGGAAGUCCCAUGAACAUGCACGGCCAGCCAGAAGAAUGAAAGUGCUUCAAAUCCCUUAUGUGGACAAGAAAACUUGCAAGCAAGCUAUUCGUUAUCCAGUCACAAGAAACAUGUUCUGUGCAGGUUAUAAUAAAGAUGGACAGGAUGUCUGCCAAGGAGAUGGAGGAGGCCCCCAUGUAACCGAAUAUAAUGGCACUUAUUUUGUUACUGGUAUCAUCAGCUGGGGAGAAGGGUGUGGGAAGCAAGGAAAAUAUGGAAUAUACACUAAAUUAUCAAAUUUCCUACCAUGGGUAAGAAGUGCUUUGACACAAAACUCCUAAUGGUUCGGUGUUUAAUCAACCCAGUUGUCUUAGUCAUUGGAUCUGAUCUCCAAAUAAUGUUUUCCUCUUUGUAAAAUGCUUGCUGUAAUUCUGAUAGCACUUCUGUUAAGAUGCCAUCUGUUCCUUCAUGAGCUCAUGCCUGGUUUGCAGAAGGUGUAUAUGGACUUUCCGCAGAGCUUACUGGUUUGGGACAAUAAUGGAACAUUUUCAAAUGCAAUGGUUUAGGAGACCUUUCUGCUGAUGUUGUGCUUGACUGAAUUUGUCUAGGAGGCUUUGGUUGUGCAAGUAAACCUAUUUGGCCAUGCUGAUAAACUUCUGACUGAAAGGCUAUAACUAACUGAACUUUCCUGUGGCAGUACUUGCUUUAUAGAAAUAAACUUAGAGCAGAAGAAUAUCAAAGUAGGACGGUAUUUCUAAAGCCUCUAGAAAAACUGCUUAAAAGCUGGAAAAUAUGGAAACCACUUGUGUAUCCACACUUGAGUCUGAGGAAUUGGGCAUGUCACUGACACCAGUGCCUUGUUAUAUUAAGUUAACUGAUUUGGCAAAGCUUGCUUAUAAUUACCAACAUCGCUGGUGUUCUGAUAAUCUCCUGCUGUCCUGAGAUACUUACUUCACUGUUAUUAUUCAUGUCAUGAUUUUGGCUAUAAUAAAGUGAAUGUAUUACAUACUCCACAAAUUACAAUAUUGUUGUGGGUCAU